Hibiscus syriacus is the source of this 1056-nucleotide messenger RNA. Its product is annotated as probable WRKY transcription factor 40. The transcript is spliced from 5 exons. The coding region runs from base 75 to 1019 and encodes 314 amino acids. Gene Ontology annotation, molecular function: sequence-specific DNA binding; DNA-binding transcription factor activity. Lineage: Eukaryota; Viridiplantae; Streptophyta; Magnoliopsida; Malvales; Malvaceae. Gene Ontology annotation, biological process: regulation of DNA-templated transcription. The record is from RefSeq and is a predicted model, not a curated record.
GUGUGUGGAUAAACUCAAUCUGGGUCUCUGUUAAAAGAUUGAAAAGAACAAGUAUUGUUGGGAGAAAAAAAGCCAUGGAUGCUUCUUCUUGGGUGGAUACUUCAUUGGAUCUCAGUCUUUCUUCAGCUAGGCCCAUACGACUUGAAGAAACUCUGAAGAAGGAACCAAAUGACAACUUAAUUGUGUUUGGAAAGAAACUUUCCGUGAAAGAAGAGACUGGUGCUUUAGUGGACGAAUUGAACCGUGUAAAUGCAGAAAACAAGAAGCUAACAGAAACGUUAACAGCCAUGUGUGAGAAUUACAAUGCUUUGAAAAGUCAGGUGAUGGAUUUAAUGAGCAAAAGUCCAGAAAAAGAGAUUAGCCCUUCAAAGAAAAGAAAAUCUGGAAACAGCGACAACAAUGAUAAUAAUAAUUGUAACUUUGGCAUCAUUGGAAACUCAGAGAGCAGCUCAACUGAUGAAGAUGCAUGCAAGAAACCCAGAGAAGAAACUAUAAAGACCAAAGUCUCCAGAGUUUAUGUCAGGACUGAAUCAUCUGACACUGGCCUCAUUGUAAAGGAUGGAUAUCAAUGGAGGAAAUAUGGGCAGAAAGUCACCAGGGAUAAUCCUUCCCCGAGAGCUUACUUCAAGUGUUCUUUUGCUCCAAGUUGCCCUGUUAAAAAGAAGGUGCAAAGAAGUGCUGAUGAUCAAUCAGUUAUGGUUGCAACAUAUGAAGGUGAACACAACCAUCUUCCCCAUUCUCAAAUGGAGCCAACAUCCGGUCCAAGCCACUAUCCGAGCCAUGGUUCAUCCUCAUUGAACCCAUCUGGACCAACCAUGAGUCUAGGCCUCACUAAACCUAAGCCCAGUGGUGGUGGUGAAGCUAGGAACUGCAGUUCCAGUAAGCCAGAAAUGGAUUCACCACAAGUCAGACAAUAUUUGGUGGAACAGAUGGCAACUUCUUUGAGUAAAGACCCCAAUUUCACAUCAGCAUUGGCAGCAGCCAUUUCAGGAAGAAUGUUAUCAGCGAAGUCCAAUUGAGAAUAAAAAAUGAAUGGAAUGUCUCAAAAUAUAGGGC